AUGGAUCCUGUAACAGCACAAGGACGUCCUCUCCCACCUCCUUUUCUCACUAGAGAUCUUCAUCUACACCAACGCCACCAAUUCCAACCACACCACAACCACCAAAACAGCGAAGAUGAACAAAGCGGAAAUGGCAACGGUUUAAACCGUGGCCAAAAACGAGAUCGAGAUGAAAACAACGCCGGGGCCACCACUCCAACCGGAGGCUCCGCCGCAGGUGAAGCCAAAGAAUCAGGCUCAGCGGGGGGAACCGGAGAAGGAGGUAGCGAAAUGGGUCGAAGACCAAGAGGUAGACCCGCGGGUUCAAAGAACAAACCAAAACCACCAAUCAUCAUAACAAGAGACAGUGCAAACGCUCUCCGAUCCCACGUGAUGGAAAUCGCCAACGGCUGUGACAUCAUGGAGAGCAUCACCACCUUCGCGCGGCGGAGACAGCGCGGCGUUUGCAUUCUCAGCGGCAGUGGCACCGUCACAAACGUCACUCUCAGGCAACCAGCUUCACCCGGUGCAGUUGUGACACUUCAUGGAAGGUUCGAGAUUCUCUCCUUGUCAGGCUCGUUCCUUCCGCCGCCGGCACCGCCAGCGGCAUCGGGGCUGGCCAUAUACCUAGCCGGAGGACAAGGACAGGUUGUUGGUGGAAGCGUUGUGGGACCCCUUUUGGCUUCUGGUCCGGUUGUUAUAAUGGCUGCUUCUUUUGGUAAUGCUGCUUAUGAGAGGCUUCCUUUAGAGGAAGAGGAAACUCCGGUACCGGUUACCGGUAGCGGAGGUUUAGGGUCACCGGGAAUUGUAAGUCAACAACAACAGCAACAACAACAGCAACAGCCGCAGCUGGUGGCAGAUCAUAACACUGCUUCUCUAUUCCAUGGAGUGCCUCAAAAUCUUCUCAAUUCAUGUCAAUUACCAAAUGAGGGUUAUUGGGGUGGAAGUGCUCGUCCUCCUUUUUAA
Messenger RNA from Gastrolobium bilobum, 945 nucleotides. RefSeq names its product AT-hook motif nuclear-localized protein 22-like. Gene Ontology annotation, biological process: vegetative to reproductive phase transition of meristem. NCBI's taxonomy places the organism in Eukaryota, Viridiplantae, Streptophyta, Magnoliopsida, Fabales, Fabaceae. The coding region runs from base 1 to 945 and encodes 314 amino acids. Gene Ontology annotation, cellular component: nucleus. Gene Ontology annotation, molecular function: minor groove of adenine-thymine-rich DNA binding; DNA-binding transcription factor activity. The transcript has a single exon. The record is from RefSeq and is a predicted model, not a curated record.